UGGGUCUUUUCCAGUCAACUCGGAUAGCACACGUACCAUGUGCUGGGAGCCGCAAGGAACAGAGAGAGAGCAGGUUCCGUCCUUGGGGAGUGCUUGAAGUGGAUGUUCAGAUAAAAGUUUGCUGAGUGAAUGCACGGAUAAAUGGUUGACUGAAGAAAGUUUCAGGGCUGAAUAAGCUUCCCUAUCCCACACCCAUUUGCGCGCACGGCUUUCUCCGGACUGGCCAGCAGAGGGCGCUAAGAUCCGCCGGCCUCGGCUUCGGGUGGGGAUUCACGCCUGGGUCCUCGGGAGGACUCCGCGCGCUGACGUCAUAUCCGCGCCUAGGUGUCAGAAUCCGGGGGGCGGGACGUAAGGAGCCAAACGUGAACAGGCCAGCAGUUUCUGCGACUCAGACUCUGGCCUCUGCGUGGGGAGUUCCAAGCCUUGGCGUAUCCCUUCAAUCAACAGGAGUCCGGGAGACGUCAGGUCUGGUCAGCACUGGAAAAGAUGCCAGUACCCCCUACCACGUAUGAAAGAAUAGUUUACAAAAAUCCCUCUGAGCAUCACUACAUGAAAGUCUGCCUAGAAUUUCAAGAUCGUGGGGUUGGACUGAAUGCUGCACAGUUCAAACAGUUGCUGAUUUCAGCCUUGAAGGACCUGUUUGGGGAGGCUGAUGCUGCCUUACCCUUGGACCUCCUGACCUAUGACGAGGGGACCUUGUCAGCCGUCUUGAGAAUAUGUAGCAGUGGUCUUGUCAAAUUGUGGAGCUCUUUGACCCUAUUUGGAUGCUAUAGAGGCAAUAAAUGUGCCUUCAAAGUAAUUCAGGUUUCUCCAUUUCUCCUUGCAUUAUCUGGCAAUAGUAGAGAACUAGUAUUGGACUGACUAGUCUUCAACUUCAGAAACAUUCCUCUGCUCUCAAAAGUACUUUUGGACGCCAACCUAAUGUUUGAAGACUGAAGCAGGGUAAAAGCUCCUACUCGCGGAAUCAAGGGUGCUGAGGAUGUUCCCCGUGCUUUCU
Messenger RNA from Manis javanica (Malayan pangolin), 997 nucleotides. RefSeq names its product ribonuclease P/MRP subunit p14 (gene RPP14). Gene Ontology annotation, molecular function: ribonuclease P RNA binding. Gene Ontology annotation, biological process: tRNA 5'-leader removal. NCBI's taxonomy places the organism in Eukaryota, Metazoa, Chordata, Mammalia, Pholidota, Manidae. The record is from RefSeq and is a predicted model, not a curated record. Gene Ontology annotation, cellular component: nucleolus; multimeric ribonuclease P complex.